Cavenderia fasciculata is the source of this 585-nucleotide messenger RNA. RefSeq lists its product as uncharacterized. The transcript is spliced from 2 exons. NCBI's taxonomy places the organism in Eukaryota, Evosea, Eumycetozoa, Acytosteliales, Cavenderiaceae. The record is from RefSeq and is a predicted model, not a curated record. Bases 1 to 585 code for a protein of 194 amino acids.
AUGUCUUCUACUACUUCUACUUCAACUAUAAUAGAUGAACAACAACCAGUUGCAGUUGAACAACAACAAGAUAUAAAAAAAGAAGAAACAACAACAACAACAAAUAAUAAUACUUUUAAAGAAGAAUUAAAUAUAAUUGGAAAGAGUGAUAUGACACCAGCAUCAAGAAAAGAAGUAAAGAAUAUAUCGUUGACAUGUGUUAAUUUAGUAUUGACAGUGUUGGGAGUAGGAUCAAUGGCCACGCAAGGCAACACUGUCAUGGAGGUACUCGAUCAAUCAGUAGAAACACUGCUCAUUGGUAUUGCACCAAAGAUGUGGGCUACUCUUUCACCACAACAUCGUCAAUUGACCAUGUAUGUUGCAGUCUCUUCCUAUAUCGUCGGUGGCAAGGCAUACAUGUGUGAUGCUUUGAUGACAGUAUGUCACAAGGAAUUAGAAUCAAUGAUCAAAUCUCGUACAAUGCCAAACAAGAUAAGUGAAAUCGUCAAACGUGCAAACGUAAUCAUAUCAGUAUUUAAAAAACAAGAAGAAGCAAAAGCAAAAAAAGAAAAAGAAGAUGCUAGAAGAGCUGGAAGAAGAUAUUAA